GGACAGACGGACAGACGGACAGACAGACAGACACAGAUAGGGCUAUGAGGACAUGAUGGAACAGACCAAACCCCGCGCAUUUAUUCGCCUUGCGUCGCGGUGCGUUGGGUCGCCAGCCGUGCUCUCUUGCCCUGUUGCCCAAGAGCCGCGUGGCUGGGGGCACAAGAGCGCAUUUUGACACAUAGAGCCCGCCCAAUGGCAUCGCACGAGCAUGUGCGCGGAGAGCAGCCCAAGAGAGCCUCGUCUGCCAUCCGGUGCCGUGGUGGUGUGCUGCCUCGGGUCGAGAAUUGCUUUGCUGCGAUAGCCUUGGUGGGGGGUGACGACGAGGGCGACGUGUCGCAACCUGUCGGCCGCUCGCUGCAGUGGCAAUGGAUGACCACUGACAGCAAGCGGACCGCUUACUCCCGUCAGCCUUUCAACUAAAAGGCUCUCUAACAGUGGGACAAGCUGUGGCGGCUUGAACGUCCCUUCCUUGGGCAGCGCGUUGCAGACUGGACCAAAUCUUGGGCAACCGGACGACACUGGUUCAAAC
Lasiosphaeria miniovina is the source of this 532-nucleotide messenger RNA. RefSeq lists its product as uncharacterized. Lineage: Eukaryota; Fungi; Ascomycota; Sordariomycetes; Sordariales; Lasiosphaeriaceae. The transcript has a single exon. The record is from RefSeq and is a predicted model, not a curated record. Bases 196 to 423 code for a protein of 75 amino acids.